Molecule: messenger RNA, 738 nt
Organism: Paramecium pentaurelia
Lineage: Eukaryota; Ciliophora; Oligohymenophorea; Peniculida; Parameciidae
Source: the annotation of a GenBank genome assembly
AUGAAUGAUAUUUACUCUUUUCCUGUUGAGGAACAACUUAAUUAUAUUUAAGGUAAAUUCAACAUGUUUUUAGAUUGAGGAUUACCUUAUAAAUGUGAGUAUUUUCAUCCAGGAUUUACAUGUGAAACCCAAAUACUUCACAUGUAUUAUUACUUAUUAUAACAAGGUUUCCGAUCUUAUUCUCUUAGAAUGCAAAAGUCUAUUUACCUGUUCAUUUGUUGCCUUUCCUGAUUUAUAAGAGAAAAGCUUUUUUCAAAAAGUAUAAUUUUCUUAAACUUUUUAAGUCCAAUUAGUACAACAAUUAGAUCAUUAUUUUCAUAUAUAAAGAGUGUGUUAUUUUUAACUUUAAUGGUGUAAGCUAUGAGAUAUAAUUGGUGUAAAUAAGUAAGAUUUCGUAAUACUGUUGAUCCAUUAAUACCAAUAUCUGGUGGUUUUAUAGGAGCUUUUUCUUUGUUAUUAGAAUCAAAAAGUAGGUAAGAAAGUGUUGAUAUAUUAAAAGAGCUUAAGAAAUAAUGUUGAGUAUAGUACCUCGUUAUUUUGAAACUAUUUUGAAUCUAUUGAAGAGAAAGGGUUGGAUAAAAAAUAUUCCUAAAGGAGAUGUUUUUGUAUUUGCAAUGAUAUUAGCAAUAAUUCAUUAUUAUUAUUAACAUGAUGUAAAAUAUAUAGUAAUUAGAUUAGUCAAAGGCUUUAAAAACAACAUAUAGAGGAAUGUUUAGUAAAUUUUGGGGGAAGAAUUGA